UCGGCCAUGUUAGGUCCAGAUUCUUCUUUUAUGCAAAAACGCAUCAAUUGAGUUUGAGUAUAUCUUUAUCAAAAUUGGAGAGGAGCGGGGUAUUCUAUACCUUUACCAUGACCGACAAUAAAAACGACAAGGCGAAAGUCGAUUUAGGAUUGCUCGAAGAAGACGAUGAGUUUGAAGAAUUUCCCGCGGAAGAUUGGACCGCAAAAGAUGAAGACAGCGAUGAUAUCAGCGUCUGGGAGGAUAAUUGGGACGAUGAUGACGUUGAAGAUGACUUUAAUCAACAACUAAGGGCACAACUGGAGAAGCAGAAGGCUACGAAUGAAGUUACCAAGAAAACUUAAUUAGUUUGCACAAUAUGUGAUUAAUCUUAUUUUAUGAAAUAAAUAUAUUAAAUAUAUU
Molecule: messenger RNA, 399 nt
Organism: Cyphomyrmex costatus
Lineage: Eukaryota; Metazoa; Arthropoda; Insecta; Hymenoptera; Formicidae
Gene: Sem1
Product: Suppressor of exocyst mutations 1
Exons: 3
Coding region: 108-341 (77 amino acids)
Biological process (GO): mRNA export from nucleus; proteasome assembly; double-strand break repair via homologous recombination
Cellular component (GO): proteasome complex; proteasome regulatory particle, lid subcomplex
Source: RefSeq, a predicted model, not a curated record